Messenger RNA from Condylura cristata (star-nosed mole), 3269 nucleotides. It is a transcript of the gene GAN, whose product is annotated as gigaxonin. Gene Ontology annotation, biological process: cytoskeleton organization. Gene Ontology annotation, molecular function: protein binding. The record is from RefSeq and is a predicted model, not a curated record. The transcript is spliced from 10 exons. The coding region runs from base 56 to 1609 and encodes 517 amino acids. Lineage: Eukaryota; Metazoa; Chordata; Mammalia; Eulipotyphla; Talpidae.
CCCUCCAAAAGAUGAUGGAUCAACCUAUAAGAUUGAACUUGAAGGGAUAUCGGUAAUGGUUAUGAAAGAGAUCCUGGAUUACAUCUUCAGUGGGCAGAUACGGCUGAACGAAGACACAAUCCAAGAUGUUGUACAAGCAGCAGACCUUCUCCUGCUGACAGAUCUUAAAACACUGUGUUGUGAGUUUCUAGAAGGCUGUAUUGCUGCUGAGAACUGCAUCGGAAUUCGAGACUUUGCACUUCAUUACUGCCUGCACCACGUCCAUUACCUUGCUACGGAAUAUCUGGAGACACAUUUCCGAGAUGUCAGCAGCACAGAAGAAUUCCUAGAACUGAAUCCUCAAAAACUUAAAGAAGUGAUUUCUCUUGAGAAGUUAAACGUUGGCAAUGAAAGAUAUGUAUUUGAAGCAGUAAUUCGAUGGAUUGCACAUGAUACAGAAAUAAGAAAGGUCCACAUGAAGGAUGUUAUGUCAGCACUAUGGGUUUCCGGGUUAGACUCCAGUUACUUGCGGGAACAAAUGCUGAACGAACCCUUGGUACGAGAAAUUGUCAAAGAGUGCAGCAACAUCCCACUGAGCCAGCCGCAGCAAGGAGAGGCCAUGCUUGCCAACUUCAAGCCCCGGGGCUACUCUGAAUGCAUUGUGACCGUUGGUGGAGAGGAGCGGGUUUCGCGGAAACCAACAGCAGCGAUGCGAUGUAUGUGCCCUCUUUAUGACCCUAAUAGGCAGCUUUGGAUUGAACUGGCCCCGUUAAGCAUGCCAAGAAUUAACCACGGAGUUCUCUCAGCAGAAGGGUUUUUGUUUGUAUUUGGGGGCCAAGAUGAAAAUAAGCAAACCCUCAGCUCGGGAGAAAAGUAUGACCCAGAUGCAAACACAUGGACAGCAUUGCCACCAAUGAAUGAGGCAAGACAUAACUUCGGAAUUGUGGAGAUAGAUGGAAUGCUAUAUAUUUUAGGAGGAGAGGAUGGUGAUAAAGAGCUAAUUUCAAUGGAAUGUUAUGAUAUUUAUUCUAAAACCUGGACAAAGCAACCUGAUUUGACCAUGGUUAGAAAGAUUGGCUGCUAUGCAGCUAUGAAAAAGAAAAUUUAUGCAAUGGGUGGAGGAUCAUAUGGAAAACUUUUUGAAUCUGUGGAAUGUUAUGACCCAAGAACCCAGCAGUGGACUGCUAUAUGUCCAUUAAAAGAAAGAAGGUUUGGAGCAGUAGCCUGUGGUGUGGCCAUGGAACUGUAUGUUUUUGGAGGAGUCAGAAGUCGAGAGGACAUCCAGGGCAGUGAGAUGGUAACUUGCAAAUCUGAGUUCUACCACGAUGAGUUUAAAAGGUGGAUCUACCUUAAUGACCAGAACUUAUGCAUCCCAGCCAGUUCCUCUUUUGUUUAUGGAGCUGUACCCAUAGGAGCAAGUAUUUAUGUUAUUGGAGACCUGGAUACAGGUACCAAUUACGACUAUGUGCGCGAGUUUAAAAGGAGCACAGGAACCUGGCACCACACUAAACCAUUGCUUCCAUCCGACCUCCGACGCACUGGGUGUGCAGCCUUACGCAUUGCAAAUUGCAAGCUUUUCCGCCUGCAGCUUCAGCAAGGCUUAUUCCGCAUCCGAGUGCAUUCCCCGUGAGAGGGAGCAGAGCAGAAGCAGAGCCCUGACCAAAUGCACGCACGGCUCUCUGAGGGGAGGGCAGCAGCGAAGCCUGCUCUGCGCGCCUGCCUUUGUCUGGUACCUCUGGUGGUUUUGUAGUGCUUAAAAGCUUGAGCUUCAGCUCUGGUUUGGGAGAACACUUAAUUUUUGAAAAACCACCUGGGAGGAAUCAGUUCCUCCAGUUUGAUGUGUGUAUAGACAAAUGGAGGCUAGUAAAUGUCAAAAGGAAAAGGGAAGUGGGAAUUGGUACAGUGUAAAAUAUUGAAGUUAAAAUACUAAGGUGCAUUUUCCCUGAAGGGAACUCUUACCAGACAGAUUGCUUUGUUCCAGUACCUGGCUUUGGUAAACAAACAAAACUCCAUAUAUGCAGAUCAACAUAUCUCAAACAUACCAAGGUUGCUUUUCUACUGCACUUGGAAGGAAAUAUUAUGCCUAACCCUGCCCAAAAAAUUAAGGUUUGUGCCUAAAUAUUAGGUUGGGCUAUAAGCCAGCUAGUCUCCAUUUACUAGUACUCUGUUCUAAGAAUCGUUUAAAAACUAGAUUAUGAUGAAUAGAAACUAAGAUAAAAUUUCUCUUUUAUGACAUUCUAUCUUAGUAAUCUAAAGAUGCAGUGAUUUAACGAGUCAGGUUUCAGCCCUCACCUGGAUUUAAAGAAGUUGCUGACAUUUCUGUUAAUGUAGCGUCCGGUGCAUCGUGCCAUCACCUGUGGGGCAGAGCUUGUGGGAUUGUAGAGGGUCUCAUGCCAUGCUGUUCUUCCUUCUCAGUUACCAGAACCAUUUGAUAAAUAGAAGGGCACUAGUAUGUAGAAGAUUUUUUAAAAGAAAGGCCUGAGUCAGACAAAUAAUAAAGGUCUGCUAUGACUUAAAGAAAAAAAGAAAAAAGAAAACUCUAUUCAAAUAAAAGAUAGGGAUCAAAAAUUUUUUAAAAUACAGAGUCCCUGACUUACGAUGGUUUAUUGGAGGUUUUUUGACCUGACAUUUGUGUGAAAACAAUACCUGUUCUGUAGCACUCUUUUGUGAUGCAGAACUGUGCAGGCCACCAUAGCUCCCAGGGCAGGUGGUCGCUGACAUGUUUCCACACAGGACAAGUGUAAGGGUGUGUGACCCAUCGUAAGUUGAGGAAGAUCUGUACUCUGAAAGCACACAGUCUUGUUUACUACCGCAUAGGAUUUGAAAACUUGUAUUAAGAUUCAAACCUCUGUUAAGAGUCUAGUCCUUAUAGUGAAUUUCCUUGAUGCCGUUCAUUAGUAAGAGUUUUAGACAAAUUAUGUUAUGAGUAAAGUUUGGCUGGUAGAAUAAACUACCUCAACUUAAUUUCAUUCUGUUCAUAGUCUAACAUAUUCGUCUUUUCCUCCUUUCUCUCUCAUUCCCAAGUCAGCCCACUCCACCCCACACCCACUGGGGGAGAAGAGACUGUCAUUGGUGGCACUUAUCUUGUACGAUAUUUUGUUUUCCAUUCAAAUUAUACCACCUCCGUGUGACAUUAAGAAAUUCGGAGUACUUGAUUACAUCAUAAUUUGAAUUUUAUGCAAUAUGAGAUUUCUAAUCAAUUUAAUAUAGAGUUCACUUUAAAUUGUUUUCUACCAGUUUCUUUUUUUUCUCUUAGACUAGGACUACAAAGGCAGAAUUUUGUCUUAAUG